Messenger RNA from Selaginella moellendorffii, 1010 nucleotides. RefSeq lists its product as uncharacterized. The record is from RefSeq and is a predicted model, not a curated record. Lineage: Eukaryota; Viridiplantae; Streptophyta; Lycopodiopsida; Selaginellales; Selaginellaceae. The transcript is spliced from 2 exons. The coding region runs from base 443 to 997 and encodes 184 amino acids.
UUUUAAAAUUUAGUUCAAAGAUGCUUUGCCUGCAGGUUUGCAGGCAUUCUUGCUUACAUUUUGCUUACAGAACUAUAUCCAAUUCUAACUUUGCGAUUCUUCUUCUUCCUGCAGUAGCAGCUCUUGCGUCAGCUUUUUGAGAUACGUGGCUUGUUUUAGAAGCUCGUGGCAGCAAAAGCCGAUUGCUCCAAUCGUCAACGCGGCUUCCGAAUGCACUAGCUGGAAAUCUCCGUAGAUUUCUUCUGGAGUAUGCUGGGCCUUGCUUCUUUUUUGGCGCAGGGACUGAUAAGUGCACUCGAAAGUUUUUGAGAGGCCAAUUUGGCUUAUCUUUAGUUGGCGAGUGACACCACCAGUGAACAGUUUGCCUUCUGACCGGAAGUCGACUGUUGCGAGGCUCAGGUAACUCACUCUGACUCUCCCAGAGCUUGCUAUAGAUAUUGUCAUGAAACGGUGCGUGCCAGAAGUCAGGCUCUGCUCUUGCUUCGGCUGUAAGUUGUCUCAGACGUUCAACUCCAUCUCUGAUUGUUUGCUUCUUCUUUCUCAGCUCAGGUAUCGUUGCUUUAAAGCACUCACUGCAUUCUAUGCUGUGCACGUCAAAUAUCACCUGCAUGCAUUCCUGGAUUUUCUUCAAGUUAAGCUCGAGUUCCCUGCGUGCAAGUCUCACUGCUCUUCUGGAACAGAUGAGUGCUUCAACAGGCCAAGAACAGGCCAUUGCCAUGCGAAGAACUGCAGAGUCUUGAACAAUUCCGGGUCGCCUUCUUCCGAGGAUUCCUACGUCGAGCUGGUUUCAUGGGAUGGAGAACUGGCUGUGACGGAACGGAAGAAAGCUGUGGCUCAAUCAAGGACGCGGCCUUUGUCAUCUCAUAUCCGGAAGUCUCUAGCUCGAGCAGCUCGAGAACUUCCAGAGGCUACCGUUCCUUACGAAUUCUCCCAGCGGGCGUGUCACGCUCCGGCUAGGGUCUCCGGGAUCGUGGAGCUCCUGAGCUUUACUGUGUAGAAGAGAGCGCUCG